CUAUGACGGCAGCAAACCCGUGGCGGCUCACUUAUUAACGCUACACUUGGAGAGAGGACUUUAGGAACCCGGUUCGGUCCAGUGGAGCCAUCGAUCCGUUCGCAGCGCCGCGCGCGCCACUCUUUCUCCGGAGGUUGCCUGGUUAAAUUCCGCCGGUCGGUUUUUUUUUUUCCGCCGUUCAGCAAGGCAGCAGCAAAACGAGCGUCUGUCCCCAACAAGGACUGACCCUGAAACUGAGCGGAGACGAGACUGGCCUUUGCAGACAUGCUGAUGUAUGAUUACCCUCCAAAGACAGACAUGGAGACGUCCUUCUACCCUUCCUCAGUGACAACCGCAGAGCCAUACGGAGUGAUCUUUCCCCAUCCUAGUGCCUUCUACAGAAUGCCCAUGCACACCUUCACCCAGUGCAACUCAACACAGCAGGAGCCAGUGGACCUGUCCGUCAGCAAACGCUCCUCUUCCACCUCUUCAGCUUCUUCCACAUCGCCAGCAUCCUCCCCAGCCUCCCCUCCCAGCUCUCCAUCCUCAACCUACAGCUCAGUGAGCCGUGCCUCUCCCUGCUCCCCGCACUCCCACCUUCACUCUUCGCCCACUCAACCCCUCCCCCCACCGACUCACACAAUGUCUUACCCAUCUAUGGUCAUACAAAGUCCAAGGGUUAUGGUGUCACCGCUUGUUCUGCCCCUGCCUCUCAUGUACCCGUCACCUAUUCACCUUCAUCCGCCGAUAAUUGUGAGCCCACCUCUCCCCAGUGAUGAAAGCCAUCCUACCAGCAGAGAACAUAAGUAUGUUCACUCUGCGAAGCAUGGGGAGGUCCAUGAGCUGCACAAGUCAAUAAAAACGGAGUCUCAGUCUGAACUUUCUCAGGACGCUCUGAGCAGCCAUGAGAUUAAAUCUCCUGUCAUCAGGAUACCCCACGAUUACGAGUGCAACAAUCCAUCAGUGAUAGUUCGCACAGGGUCUACGCAUCCUUUACCUGCAGAAUCACCUGACACGCUAAAAAAACGCAGAAUUCAUCGCUGUGAUUUCUCUGGCUGCAACAAAGUGUACACCAAGAGUUCCCACCUCAAAGCGCACCGCAGAACGCAUACUGGAGAGAAACCCUACAAGUGUGUGUGGGAAGGCUGCACAUGGAAGUUUGCCCGUUCAGACGAGCUAACGAGACACUUCCGCAAGCACACAGGAGUCAAACCUUUCCAGUGUCCUGACUGCGAACGCAGCUUCUCCCGCUCAGACCACCUGGCGCUACACAAAAAGCGCCACCUUCUAGUGUGAAAGUCUCUACGUCUCCUCAGGGCGCCUGUUUAGAACACUUUCACCUCAUUCAAAAGAGCCGGGAAUGCCUUGCUACUCUGUGUUCAGCUCAUUUAGACAUUUAUGGUGGCUGUGUCAGACCUCUGAUCAGCUGUGGAGGGCCCUGAGUGGCUGCAGAAUCUCAGCUGGCUUGAGAGCAGCACCCUCAUGUGUCUGCAGAGACAACCUGCAUCAUCAACCAAGUCUUGGCAUGCUCAAAUUCUUUAAUAAAACAUAGGAUCUCUGUAGUUACUUUUUGGGCUUGAUACAUACUUUUAUACACAUUAUUUGCUAGCUAGGACAAUAAAA
Cyprinodon tularosa is the source of this 1602-nucleotide messenger RNA. RefSeq names its product Kruppel-like factor 3 (basic) (gene klf3). The record is from RefSeq and is a predicted model, not a curated record. NCBI's taxonomy places the organism in Eukaryota, Metazoa, Chordata, Actinopteri, Cyprinodontiformes, Cyprinodontidae. The transcript is spliced from 6 exons. Bases 265 to 1275 code for a protein of 336 amino acids. Gene Ontology annotation, biological process: regulation of transcription by RNA polymerase II. Gene Ontology annotation, molecular function: DNA-binding transcription factor activity, RNA polymerase II-specific; RNA polymerase II cis-regulatory region sequence-specific DNA binding.